Molecule: messenger RNA, 438 nt
Organism: Lathyrus oleraceus (garden pea)
Lineage: Eukaryota; Viridiplantae; Streptophyta; Magnoliopsida; Fabales; Fabaceae
Exons: 2
Coding region: 1-438 (145 amino acids)
Source: RefSeq, a predicted model, not a curated record
AUGCAACAACCACCGGGCUUUGAACAUGACAAUAAGGAGCUUGUCUGCAAAUUAAAUAAAGCUCUGUGUGAUCACUCUCUGUUCACCUACAAUCAUCAAGGCAUUACUCUUUAUGUGUUGGUUUAUGUAGAUGACAUUCUCAUUACAGGUUCUUCUUCUCUUCUUGUUCAUAAACUGAUUACACAACUGAAUCAACAAUUUGCUCUCAAGCAGCUUGGUAAACCUGAAUAUUUUCUUGGUCUGGAAGUUGCAUAUCAGGCUAAUGGUUCCAUCAUCUUGACUCAGACCAAGUAUAUAAGAGACUUACUCUCAAGAUUUCACAUGGAAGAAGCUAAUGGAGUGCCAUCUCCUAUGCUGAGUAACAGUAAGCUUAGUAAGUAUGGAACUGAUUACAUUGAAGACCCUCUGCAGUACAGGUCUGUGGUAGGUGCCUUAUAG